This is a messenger RNA of Rhineura floridana, 2116 nucleotides long. RefSeq lists its product as uncharacterized. The record is from RefSeq and is a predicted model, not a curated record. The coding region runs from base 1013 to 1978 and encodes 321 amino acids. The transcript is spliced from 2 exons. NCBI's taxonomy places the organism in Eukaryota, Metazoa, Chordata, Lepidosauria, Squamata, Rhineuridae.
AGAACUGAUUUUUGUUAGCUCCUCUGAGAGCUUUUUUGGUUAAAGGGUAGAGUUCAGGGAUUUUUGAGUAAUUAUUGUUCUCUCUCCAAGUUGUUUGAUGGUGUGUCCCUUUUGAAGUUCUGCUCCAUUAUUCAUUGCAAUGGUGUGGAUAGGUAGCCUUAAUAUUAUUUUUUCUUCACACAAAAGAUGUAUUGGCAGAAAAUGACACAAAGCAGUGGAACUAUGCCUGCAGUUGCCACAGAAAGAUGUGGCUGAAGUUAUACUUGGGGGUACUGUAUGGAAUAAUAAAGACAAAUGUGAAAACUCAGGAUAAAUAUGGGGAAAGACAUGGUUCCUCACCUCUUCUUUGCUGCUGUGCCACUGGCAGUUUAAACUCACCAGCUCAGGACUCAUCCAGAUAAAAUGUGGUCAUUUAUUCAUAUGUCUGCCCUGUCCACAUAGAGAGAUGAUUUUGGAUUUCUUAUUUUAACAGUAAAAGGAGUGAAUGGGAGAUGGGUGCUGAACUUUCCUCCCUCCAGUGCCUUUCCACCUCUCAUUCCAUUGCUCCAGACACUUCUGGCUCUGAAACUGGAAUUGAGUUGGGAAUGGAGAAAAGUAGCAGGACUACGAGGAAGUAAGGUGCAGGAAGGGAGAAAGUUUAGACCAUCCUCAGCUUGCUGCAUGUUAUACGAGAGCAGAAUGGGCAUGUAAAAGAUAACAGGUAUCUUCCACCAUCAUAACAAAGUUGGACCUUAAAACAUUACAUGACCUCUGGACUUCCCGGAAGGAGUGCUGGCUGGUGGUUGUCUCUGAGGGAGCUCUAUCUCAGAGAAAGCUUAUUUCAGUUUAAAGUCAAUCAAGAGGAAUCUAUGACUGGCGUAAAUGUUCUCCAAGAUAAAAGGAGAACCGAAGAUUAUCCACGUAACUUCGUCGAGUUGCAGAUAGCUGGAUUUGAUCAGGAAUCCCCUGAGAUAAGAAGGCUUACCUGGCAACGGAAGACGGAGCUUGGAUUUCCAACAUGCUGUGCUGAAAAAUGACAACCAGGAAAGCAGCCAAAGUUUUAGAGCGAAGAGUUUCAACUGAUACACAGGAAGGAAUAGACAUGUUUCAGAAAAUUAUGAAGGGAUUUAAUGAUUUUAAACAAGAGAUGAAACAAGAGAUGAAACAGGACAGACAACAAUUUAAAGAUGAAUUUCACAAUAUGAAAAAGGACUAUAAAGAUUUACAAGAUCAUAUCAAAACAGAAGUGGGUGAGAUUAAAAAUAAUAUUGGGCAAUUAACACAGGAAGUAAAAAAUGUUAAAGAUAAGGUGCAAACCUUAGAGAAUAGAAUUGACAUUGCAAAUGUGGAAUUAGAAAAAAAUCUGGAUUAUUUUGCUGUUAUGGAAUUUAGAGAUAAAGAAUAUUGCUUGAGAUUCCGUGCAAUUCCUGAGGAAACAGGUGAAGACAUCAGAGAGAAAAUUGUUACUGUUUUAGCAAAAUCCUUGGAAAUGAAUGAAGAUCGGAUGGAAUUUGAAAUAGAUACAGUUUACAGAAUUAAUUCCAGAUAUGCAACAAUGAAAAAAAUCCCAAGAGAUGUACUUGUUAAUUUUCUAAAAAGAAAGACUAGAAAUACAGUAUUGCAACACCAUUUUAACAAUGGCUUCAAAAUUGACGGUAAAGAAAUACUGGUGAUGAAGGAAAUUCCUAUUAGACUUUUACGAAAGAGAAAAGAAUAUGCUUUUUUCACAGAAAAACUUAAACAAUGUAAAAUUCAAUUUAGAUGGGAUAUUCCAGACGGAGUGAUUUUUACAUUCAGACAACAGAAGUAUCGAUUAAAUACUGUUCAAAAAGCAAGGGAUUUCUUGAGAAAAGCUUCAAAAGAUAUGGAAGAAGAUAAACUCAAAGACAUGGAUACAAUUCCUGGGAAACAAAGUCAACAGAAACAGGUAGAAGAAGAAAAGGAUGACGAUGAAUCAAAGGGAGCAACAGGUACAGACUUUUCUAAAAUACAUGCUUAAAAAUGGAUUACAAAUAUCUAACUUGGAAUAUAAAUGGAGCUAAUUCGUCGCAGAAGAGAAAGUAUUUCAUUAUUUGAAAAAAUUAAAAUUGGAUAUAAUUUGUUUACAAGAAACUCAUAUUAAGAAGAAAGACUCCAA